This is a messenger RNA of Coregonus sp. 'balchen', 7034 nucleotides long. Lineage: Eukaryota; Metazoa; Chordata; Actinopteri; Salmoniformes; Salmonidae. The record is from the annotation of a GenBank genome assembly.
AUGGCGGAGCUCAAGGAAGGAGACACCGAACAACUACACCAGGAGGACGUCGAUAUAAAAGGUUAGAAAACUACGACUGUCUGUAUUUUAGUGAAAAUUAAAGACAACAUUAAUUUAUACAUAAUAAAAUAUACUUCCAGCAUCCUUAUUAUGAAGUAAAUAUGCCUUGAUUUCGACUUUUUAACUGCUGAAGUAAAUGAGGGCCUCACCACGGAGCUCCGCCAUGGGACCUAGUAGUAAAUAAUCUUGAUAACAGGAAAUAAGCUGGCGUGAAAAACGUAGUUAUUACAAAUAACGUACAUUUAUCGAACUGUCUUCACAUUGUAUUGAUUAAACACUUCGAUUUACAUUUGUCCUCCUUUUAUAUUUUACGUAGCAAUGGUCUGGUCACGGAGCUCCGCAAUAGGACCGUAGGGGUUGCAGCGGUUCACAAUUUCUAGACCCAACCUACUUACAUCAUCGCACCGCGCAUUUAAUUCUGACAAGCUAUAUUGUCUCUUCCCCCCUUUCCCCAAAGACAAUUUAAAAAUACGAAAGAAAAUCAUAGGAACUAUUUUAGUCCAGUGCAUGUUUCUCAUUUAGAAACCAGGUAAGCUUUUAACAUUUAUGUUGUCUAGGAGGCUAUGAGCAUCACUAACUUGUGUGACUCAACAAAUCUUGGGAAAAACACACAAUUAAUUAUUUCCCAAUAUACAUGUUUGAAAUGACUCUCUAUUAAUCAUUGGGGGUAUGAUAUUCUGAUCUAGUCCAGUCUAAACUUGUCCAUUAGGUGGUGGAGACUCAGACACACUGGUCCCGGAAGAGAGACAGCCUGCCGAGGAUGAUGUAUCUUCAGCAAGUAGUACUGUGGGGAAGACUGAGGCACUGGCAGGGGACAAUGAUGCCAAACCAUCAACCACAACCAGCGGUAAUAAAAACACCAUUCACUGUAUAGACCCAGAAAUGAGUCCAGUACCCAUACAUUAUUUGAAUACAUUCAGUUGCCUUUGAUUCUAGAUGAUGAGUAUGACCAUAAAUAUAGGUUUUUGUUUAACGAUCCUUUCAAUACUAAUGUUACAGAUAGACACAUCUCUAUCCAGACCAAACUAGAGGGCCUGGAGGCGCUGACCGACCUAAAUGGAGGUAAGAUUAUUUUUCCUAAAAAAUAAAUAUAUAAAGAGUCUUCCCUCCUAUGCUUUUGUAUUUACCAGUUCCAAUCUCUUUGCUCUAUCUCUCUCUCUGUUUUCCACAGCUGGGAGGAAGGCGUGUCCACUAUGCCCUGAGGAGAAGUUUAAGGCCUGCUACAGCCACAAGCUACGACGCCACCUCCAGAACCUCCACUGGAAGGUCUAUGUGGAGUUUGAAGGUACCACCAUCAUCACCACACAAAGAUGAUACUGCUAUACGCUCUACGGUAUGCAUGUGCGCAAACACACACACACACAGAGGAACUGGUGUUGUUGUCUUCCCACCUGCUGAGUCUCUACCGUUAGCACACGGCUUGGUUGACUCAGCUCUAUGUAGGUGUUAACAGGUUUUUGGAUAGUGAGAGGAUCAGUACUUUCCUUUCCAAGUUCCAUAUGAAUGGUAGUCAGAGCUAUCACACUUGGCACAUAUGUCAAUUCAACAUCUAUUCCACAUAAUUUAAGUGAACCAGUGUUUGCCAAGUGGGAUGUAUUUUGUAUUUAUAUUUUAGUCAUUUAACAGAUGCUCUUAUCCAGAGCGACUUACAGGAGCAAUUAGGGUUAAGAUUCGAACCAGCGACCUUUUGGUUACUGGCACAACGCUCUUAAACUGCUAGACUACCUGCCGGAUGUGAGCAGAACUGCUUUAGGAAAGUCAAUGAGUGAGUUGUGCAACUUGUAGAGAUUUAGGCUUCCUAUUCCUCACCAACAGUCUUGCCACUCUACAUGUUUUUAUGCCGACUGCAGAGCCCCAAUGGAAUCACUAGUAAAGGUUGUCAUAUUAUUAACUGUCAGUCAGUGGAGUGUAACACUGGAGUUAAAUGACACCCCAGUGCUGGCAGCAGUACAGUUAUGGGAAGGUUUUCAAGGGAUAUGGCAUAAACUGGUAUUACGAUGGGCCCUGAUGAUGACCUACAAUAACCUCUGACCCCCCACAGGUCAGAAGAUGUGCAUCUGUCACCUGCCUUGCAGACAGCUGAGGCCCAGCCCCAGCCCCAAUGGAGACCAGGUGAGACUCUGUCCAUCACACCUGAUAAAUAACACCAGAAAUGAAUGAGGGCCACUUGUCUCCACAGUGUCUUCAUUUUUUUCUUUCCAAAUCAACUCAAAUUGCAUGAAAGUGACUGUAUGAAGCAUGGUACUACGAUAGACGUGCGUGUGUGUAUGUGUUCUCCCCCAGGCUCCAGGCCGGCUGGUGGCCCAUUACCACUGUGUAGUGUGUUCUGUCACCAUCGCCCGCAAGACGGACAUGAUCAGUCACCUGAAACGCCACGUCAACAAGGGAGAGACUGAGGCCAGCUACUCAGGCAGCUCUGAUGUGCCCUUUGAGGAGCCAGGUGAGCUCUCACCAACCUUAACCAAAACACAAAACACAACCCUUAUAUACACAGUUGGAGAUGCAGAUUGAACAUUUAUUCUCUCGCUUUUUCUAAUUGGUUGACAGCUCCGUCCGGACAGGCCUAUGAGAUAAUGAAAGAGCUGGGGACAAAUGUUCAGCUCAUGCCCAACCAUACGACCCCACAGAAGACUGACACCUACUUCAACCGCAAGAUGAAGACCAACAGGUCAAAGAAUAUCCUCUUUAACAAUGUUCCAUUUGAUUUGGUUUGGUAACAGAACAGUGACUGACUGGAAGUGUUGGUGCAUGUGGGUUACAGGCAGCUAGUAUUCUGUUCCCUGGCAGUCCUGGCUGAGGAGAGGAACCCGUUGGAGAGUCUGGAUGCGUUUGGGGCCACAGGCAUUAUGGGGCUCCAGUGGGCCAAGCACCUGCGGAACGCCGUCAAGGUGACCAUAACCGACAUCAAUGAGGUGUGUGUCAAGAUGAUCCGUGAGAACUGCAACCUCAACCACAUCCGGGUGGAGGGGUCGCGGGGGUCAUCGCGGGUCCCUGACGGGGGGGCGGGGGACGUGGACGGGGUGCCCAUCGCUACCGUGGAGGUCGCCAAGAUGGAUGCCAACGUUAUCAUGCACCUGAGGUCUUUUGACUACAUGUGAGUAGGAGGAGCUAGGGAGGAAAUGUCUUAUUGAUAGGGGUGGUGGGAGGAGCUAGUGAGGGAACGUCUUAUUGAUAGGGGUGGUGGGAGGAGCUAGGGAGGGAACGUCUUAUUGAUAAGGGUGGUGGGAGGAGCUAGGGAGGGAACGUCUUAUUGAUAGGGGUGGUGGGAGGAGCUAGGGAGGGAACAUCUUAUUGAUAGGGGUGGUGGGAGGAGCUAGGGAGGGAACGUCUUAUUGAUAGGGGUGGUGGGAGGAGCUAGGGAGAUAACGUCUUAUUGAUAGGGGUGGUGGGAGGAGCUAGGGAGGGAACGUCUUAUUGAUAGGGGUGGUGGGAGGAGCUAGGGAGGGAACGUCUUAUUGAUAGGGGUGGUGGGAGGAGCUAGGGAGGGAACGUCUUAUUGAUAGGGGUGGUGGGAGGAGCUAGGGAGGGAACGUCUUAUUGAUAGGGGUGGUGGGAGGAGCUAGGGAGGGAACGUCUUAUUGAUAGGGGUGGUGGGAGGAGCUAGGGAGGGAACGUCUUAUUGAUAGGGGUGGUGGGAGGAGCUAGGGAGGGAACAUCUUAUUGUUAGGGGUGGUGGGAGGAGCUAGGGAGAGAACGUCUUAUUGAUAGGGGUGGUGGGAGGAGCUAGGGAGGGAACGUCUUAUUGAUAGGGGUGGUGGGAGGAGCUAGGGAGGGAACAUCUUAUUGUUAGGGGUGGUGGGAGGAGCUAGGGAGAGAACGUCUUAUUGAUAGGGGUGGUGGGAGGAGCUAGGGAGGGAACAUCUUAUUGUUAGGGGUGCAGCUCUGUAGCAGGAGACGUCACCUCUUCUUUCUUUUUUGUUCUUUAAAAAAAAAAUUUGAUUGAAUAUUUAAAACAUACAAUAUACUUGCAGUGAAGCCGCUCAACAACUACAUCACAUCAGUCAUCUAACAGAAUCCCAUCCAGAGCGACGCACAGAAGCAACCAGGGUCAACACCCUGCUCAAGGGCACGUCGACAGAUCUCCCUCAAGGAGACGUGUUCUUAUCUGUCUCCUCUGUUUAUCAACCAAUCACUCAGUCUAGAAGGAUUCCGAGCCCAAUGUUUUGUCAUACUCUUACAAUAACCCUAUUUACAGUAUAUUAUGGCCAGCAGUGGUUCUAUAGAUGCUUCAGAUUAUCCGUCAAACCGAACACAAACCAACUGUUGUUUCCAUGGCGACCCCCCUCAGACACCUGGACCCAUUCGGCACGGCGGUCAAUUAUCUGGACUCUGCGUUCCGGAACAUCCGUAACCUGGGCAUCAUCUCUGUGACGUCCACGGACACGGGCUCUCUCUACUCCAAGUCCCUGAACGUCACCAUGCGUCACUAUGGCUCGAAUAUAGUCCGCACAGAGUACUAUAAGGAGCUGGCUGCACGCAUGGUGCUGUCCGCUGUAGCCAGGUAUGUGGAAUACUCUCAGCUGAUUUACCACUGAAUGACUGGGUACGGGGAAAUUACUGUGUGUGACUGUGUGUGGAACAUUUUCAUUGUGUAUGUCUUUGUUUAACUUGUGUGUGUUUUUCUUUGGGGUGGCUUUGAGACGCUGCUGGCAGUGAGAGUGUAACGUGUGUGUGUGUGUGUGUUUCAGUGUGUAGUAUUUCAUGCAUCUGUCUCAUGCGUGUAUUCCUUCAGGGCUGCGGCACGCUGUAAUAAGGGCAUAGAAGUGUUGCUGGCGGUGGCGGUUGAACACUUUGUCCUGGUGGUCGUCAGAGUCCUCAGGGGUCCCACCCAGGCCGACGAGUCAGCCAAGAGGAUCAGACAGCUCAUCCACUGCCAGUGGUGUGAGGAGAGGGUGUUCCUCAAACAGGGGAGCAUGGUGGAGGGUAAGUAGGUUAAGUAGAGGGUACGUCUGGAAAUGGUUGAGGUGUUUCUGAGAGGAAAAGAGGAGGUGGAGGGGAAUUUGAAGUCACUCUGUAGUUUUUUUUCCUCCUACAGAAAACCUGUACAGACAACUGCCCUGCACCUGUCAUGGGAGCAUGCCUGGCAAGACAGCGGUGGAGCUGGGGCCACUAUGGUAGAACUUUUUGCAUAUAUUGGGUGAUAGCCAAUAUUUGAACCAGUGUAGUUCUGGUAAGCCUCCAUCUUUAAGUGUUUAACUGUAACCUGCAUGUGUUUUUCCCCCCAGGUCUGGCCCUCUGUUUAACACAGGGUUCCUGAGGAGGAUGUUGUUUGCAGCGGUGCAGCACAGUAUGGAGGAUAUUCAGCCUCUGGUCAAGACUCUGAUCUGUGAGUCAGAGUGCACCACCCUCAAGUCCUCUGUUCACGGGCACACUGCACUCACCAACCAAGGUAAUCUCCAGGGUCGUGGGUGUGUGUAUGUGGAGGGGGCGGGUGGGUAAGGUAUUCUAUUGACAUGUUGUAUGUUUCCUCUCCUCUCCAGUGGAAUGUGGUGUAGUCAUCAAGGUACAGAAGGUGGAAGAGUCAGGGACUGCUGACCACUCAGGUAACAAGACACACAUUCUGUUAUAAAGAGAGGGGCUUUCACCUGUCUACAACAAUAGGGCUUUCACCUGUCUACAACAAUAGAGCUUUCACCUGUCUACAACAAUAGGGCUUUCACCUGUCUACAACAAUAGGGCUUUCACCUGUCUACAACAAUAGGGCUUUCACCUGUCUACAACAAUAGGGCUUUCACCUGUCUACAACAAUAGGGCUUUCACCUGUCUACAACAGUAGGGCUUUCACCUGUCUACAACAAUAGGGCUUUCACCUGUCUACAACAAUAGGGCUUUCACCUGUCUACAACAGUAGGGCUUUCACCUGUCUACAACAGUAGGGCUUUCACCUGUCUACAACAGUAGGGCUUUCACCUGUCUACAACAGUAGGGCUUUCACCUGUCUACAACAGUAGGGCUUUCACCUGUCUACAACAGUAGGGCUUUCACCUGUCUACAACAGUAGGGCUUUCACCUGUCUACAACAGUAGGGCUUUCACCUGUCUACAACAGUAGGGCUUUCACCUGUCUACAACAGUAGGGCUUUCACCUGUCUACAACAAUAGGGCUUUCACCUGUCUACAACAAUAGGGCUUUCACCUGUCUACAACAAUAGGGCUUUCACCUGUCUACAACAAUAGGGCUUUCACCUGUCUACAACAAUAGGUAUUUUCAGACUGGAUGCUAUGUUGCUUUAUGUUGUAGAAAUGUUAUUCAAUAUGUUGUAGAAAUGUUAUUUUAAUGUAACACAGGAAAGAGAAAGACAGGAGAUGAGCCAGGUAACGUGGUGAAGAAGCUGAAAUCAGACGGGUCUCUGGAGCACCCAGCGUUCUACUACGGUAUUCACCGCCACAGCAUCAGAGGCAUGAACAUGCCCAAGUGAGUGACCCCUGAGCCCUAACACUAUGUCACAACUUUGACAAAGAUCGCUUGAGGUCGAAACGCGUCAGUUUCCAGGGGUUUUCGGUAGCAGUUUUCAAACUUAUAAAGGGUUGCCACAGUGCUUCCACCUUCCACUUUAGAGCUCUGAGGUUCUAAAUCAGGUUUAGUUGAUAUUAUGUUAUUACAGUCUUAUUACACAAAUAUAAGAGCUCAACGUAAAGUAUAUGUUCUAGCUCCUCUCAUCCAUCUGUCCCCCUCUCUCCAGGUUGAAUAGGUUCCUGCAGUACUUGACGGAGGCGGGCUUCAGAGUAAGCCGCACCCACUUUGACCCGACAGGGGUGCGAACCGACGCUACGCUGGACCAGUUCAAGUCAGUGCUCACCAAAUACAGCGUGCCCACCUACACCAAUGCCACGGCAACCCAAAACCCAGAGGAGACCGUACGGGCCAUGGAGUGACCCACCCUGGGGAGAAUCAAAGCCUCAUCACCUCCUCUCUGCCUCUCAGAGGUGACAUACGGGCUGUGUGCAUCUCAAAUGGCAACCUAUUCCCUAUAU